AUGCCUAGCGCCACGGGAGAGAACUGGGAGAAGUACAAGAAGAACUUCGCCGAUGAUGAAGAGCCAGAGAAGAAGAUCACCCCUCUCACAGAAUCUGAUAUUCAAGUGCUGAAGACAUAUGGCGCCGCUCCCUAUGCGAAUGCCUUAAAGCAACUCGAGAAGCAGAUUAAAGACAAGCAAGCAAGCGUAAACGAGAAGAUUGGUGUCAAGGAAUCCGACACUGGUCUUGCACCUCCACACCUUUGGGAUGUUGCUGCAGACAGGCAACGCAUGGCAGAAGAGCAACCGUUGCAGGUAGCCCGCUGUACGAAGAUUAUUCAAGAUGAGAAGGACUCGGAUAAGAGCAAAUAUGUCAUCAAUGUUAAGCAAAUCGCCAAGUUCGUUGUCAACCUAGGAGAGCGAGUGAGUCCGACGGAUAUCGAGGAGGGCAUGCGGGUUGGUGUCGACCGGAAUAAGUACCAAAUUAUGCUGCCUCUGCCUCCUAAGAUCGACCCCAGCGUAACAAUGAUGACCGUUGAAGAUAAGCCCGAUGUGACAUACGGAGAUGUUGGUGGUUGCAAAGAGCAGAUUGAGAAGUUGCGGGAAGUCGUCGAGAUGCCUCUUCUUUCCCCAGAGCGCUUUGUCAACCUCGGUAUCGACCCACCAAAGGGUGCACUUUUGUACGGACCUCCCGGUACUGGUAAGACUCUUUGCGCUCGAGCUGUGGCCAACCGAACCGACGCUACUUUCAUUCGUGUCAUUGGUAGCGAGCUGGUUCAGAAGUAUGUCGGUGAGGGUGCCCGGAUGGUUCGAGAGCUUUUCGAGAUGGCAAGAACAAAGAAGGCGUGCAUUAUUUUCUUCGACGAAAUCGAUGCCGUGGGUGGUGCACGUUUCGACGACGGGGCUGGCGGUGACAACGAAGUCCAGCGUACUAUGUUGGAACUGAUCACUCAACUUGAUGGUUUCGAUGCUCGUGGUAAUAUCAAGGUCAUGUUCGCAACAAACCGACCGUCGACGCUAGAUCCUGCCCUGAUGCGUCCUGGACGAAUUGACCGCAAGAUCGAGUUCUCGCUUCCGGAUGUAGAGGGUCGUGCUAACAUCCUUCGAAUUCACGCCAAGAGCAUGUCGGUGGAGAGGGACAUUCGGUGGGAGUUGAUCUCCCGGCUGUGCCCAAAUGCUACUGGAGCUGAGCUCCGGAGUGUUGCAACAGAAGCCGGUAUGUUUGCGAUCCGGGCGCGACGAAAGGUUGCCACGGAGAAGGACUUCUUAGCGGCUGUGGACAAGGUGAUCAAGGGUAACCUGAAGUUCAACUCGACGGCUACGUACAUGCAGUAUAAUUAG
This is a messenger RNA of Aspergillus oryzae RIB40, 1320 nucleotides long. RefSeq names its product proteasome regulatory particle base subunit RPT1 (gene rpt1). The record is from RefSeq and is a predicted model, not a curated record. The transcript has 4 exons. NCBI's taxonomy places the organism in Eukaryota, Fungi, Ascomycota, Eurotiomycetes, Eurotiales, Aspergillaceae. Gene Ontology annotation, cellular component: proteasome regulatory particle, base subcomplex. Gene Ontology annotation, molecular function: proteasome-activating activity; ATP binding; ATP hydrolysis activity. Gene Ontology annotation, biological process: proteasome-mediated ubiquitin-dependent protein catabolic process. Bases 1 to 1320 code for a protein of 439 amino acids.